AUGCUCAAGCUAUUCAUCGUCGCACUGUUCGCCUUGGUCGCUCUCGCAGCCACCGAGAAAUCGGCAUCCCAACUCCAAAUUGGCGUCAAGUACAAACCAGAUGACUGCCCGUUGAAAACCAGGAAGGGCGAUAAGCUCAGCAUGCACUACACCGGCACACUUGCCAAAGAUGGCUCGAAAUUCGACUCCUCUCUGGACCGCAACCAGCCUUUCGAGUUCACGAUCGGCGCAGGUCAGGUCAUUCAGGGGUGGGAGCAGGGACUGCUUUCGAUGUGUGUCUCGGAGAAGCGAAAGUUGACCAUCCCGCCCGAGCUGGGCUAUGGAGCUCGUGGCCACCCCCCUGUCAUUCCCCCUGAUUCCACGCUGGUCUUUGAAGUCGAGCUGCUCGGUAUCAAGAAUCGCUUUGUCGACGAGCUAUAA
Molecule: messenger RNA, 420 nt
Organism: Dioszegia hungarica
Lineage: Eukaryota; Fungi; Basidiomycota; Tremellomycetes; Tremellales; Bulleribasidiaceae
Product: FK506-binding protein 2
Exons: 4
Coding region: 1-420 (139 amino acids)
Biological process (GO): protein peptidyl-prolyl isomerization
Molecular function (GO): peptidyl-prolyl cis-trans isomerase activity
Source: RefSeq, a predicted model, not a curated record